CCGAUGUAACCCACAUUGGAGCCUGAGGGGACAUCUCGUGGACGCGCACGGAAAAGCAGUCCAGAGGAACACAGAAGAAAAUAACACUGAAGCACUCCAAAUGCCGGGCCGACGCAUACAAGCUCCUCCCAGCUCCUUCCUUGAAGAUCCGCCUCCAUCCUGCACCUCGGCUGUUGAUUUCUUUUCCUUUUGUGGACUCGGCCUUCGGCCCGCCGGGCCUGGCGUUUCCCAGAAGGCCCAGCGUCGGGAAGGGGUUUGCAGCUGCUCCGUCAUCGUGCGGCCCGUCGCGAGCCCGCGCUCGUGUGCAGGCCCGGCUCGGUUCCUGGUCUCUGGUGCGAGGAUUCACGCGAGGCCCUGGUCUCGGUCCCUGGAGUAGGCCGCGACCCCGGGCGCCAUGAAACAGGAGGGCUCGGCGCGGCGCCGCGGCGCGGACAAGGCGAAGCCGCCGCCGGGCGGAGGGGAACAAGAACCACCGCCGCCCCCGACCCCCCAGGAUGUGGAGAUGAAAGAGGAGGCGACGGCGGGUGGCGGGUCAUCGGCGGAGCCUGACAGCAAAGCGGCGGCGGCGGCGGCGGCUGAGCACUCCCAGCGAGAGCUGGACACCGUCACCUUGGAGGGUACGAGAGCCCGGGCCGGGGACGUGCCGUGGUCACGGAUGACAGCGCCCCGGUGAUCCAGCCUAUCCUCGGGACCCCAGCGCAGAUUCCACCACUCCCGAUUCCUUAGGAUCACCCCCAGUGCCCGCCCCCUACCACCCUGACACUCCUGACUCCAGCCCCAAUAAUGAACCUUCUCUCCAGGCUCUGGAUUUCUCCCUGAACAUACCUCCUCCCUCCUUACCUGGGUUGCAUCUAGAAGUGGGUCUCACUGGGCCUGUGGACUCCCUCCCUCUUCUAAGUCCUCUCCGACCUACUCUAUUUACAUCCACCGAGCUGAUUCUAACGCCCCCAGUAUGUGAUUGGUCCCUCUAGAAACCGGUGUUUGUAUUUAUGUGUGUAAAGGGGGUCAGGGUGACGCAGAAUACUGGCCCCUGAAUUUUAAGACUGUACAAAAGUUUUCUGUUGCCUUAGCUACCUCUGGGAAACUCCCCUAAGAGAAGGCUUUCGACUGGGUAUCUUGCUUCCUUGUUUCUGUAAUUAAGGUGCCUUUACAAUCCCGUUGCUCAUUCUCUCCCUUCAGGCCUUUACUUCUGUUCCUAAAGAGUUGAAAUACAUUACAGACUUUCAA
Messenger RNA from Leptonychotes weddellii (Weddell seal), 1227 nucleotides. The record is from RefSeq and is a predicted model, not a curated record. NCBI's taxonomy places the organism in Eukaryota, Metazoa, Chordata, Mammalia, Carnivora, Phocidae.